AUGUUUCAUUUAUCCUACACUCUUCGUGUUCCAGGCUUCGAUUUAAGAAAUAGUAAUAUAAAUAAUGCUAUCCUUGAUGGGAUGAAACCUGAAAGAAUUCCGGACGUGAUACUUGUUAAGAAAGUCUUUGACAAAACUUUGAGACGGAAAAGACGUGCUUGGAAACUGAAGAGGAUGGUUGUUGGCGGAAAAGAAAUUUCGGAUUCCGCGUCUGUUGAAAACACUUAUGAGGUACUUUUUAUUAUUUACGAUUGGCUCUUGGCUGAUAGAUGCAAAGGUCACGAAUCAGAGUUCUUGAAUAAGGAAUUUAUGGAGGAUUUGGAAGAAGACGAACAAAUGAGGGAGAAAAUUAAUAUAUAUCGAGAUAAGGUAAAAGAAUAUGUUGCAGUCAAUGUUGAAGAGGAGGACAUACCAGCAGGUCCAUCUUUAGAAGAAAUGUUGGAAGAUUUAGAUUUGAACAAUGACGUUGAAAUGACAGAGCAAUGA
Messenger RNA from Enterobius vermicularis (human pinworm), 486 nucleotides. The record is from the annotation of a GenBank genome assembly. Lineage: Eukaryota; Metazoa; Nematoda; Chromadorea; Rhabditida; Oxyuridae.